Racocetra persica is the source of this 446-nucleotide messenger RNA. The record is from the annotation of a GenBank genome assembly. Lineage: Eukaryota; Fungi; Glomeromycota; Glomeromycetes; Diversisporales; Gigasporaceae.
AUGACACCAGAUAUGGCACCAAGUAGUAGCGAAGAAGAUCCUCGACUUAGAAAACUUACGCAAGAACUUUGUAGUCAACUUGCAGUCAAUCGUGAACAAGUGAGGCGGUUACAGCAACAAGUGGAUGAAUUAAAAAGUCGUGUUGAAAGAUACGAGGGCUCUUUAAAUCGUUCAAAUUAUAAAGGUCCAACGUUUGAAGCUGGGACAGAUAUAGAGCGUCAGAAUGCACAGCUAAUUUAUGAAAAUCGACAAUUAAAUGAAGAAAAUUCAGAACUAUUGUCUAUAAUUAAAGAAUAUGAAACAACAUUGCAGAUAGUUAUGAAGAAAUUUCGAAUUCAAUCUUGUGAAAUACAACGAAGCAAAUUAGACAUGCAACGAGAUUAUGAAGCACUAUUGGAUGAGGAGCGAGCAACGACAUCACAAGUGUUAUCAGAAAAUGUCACCCG